AUGGCCCGAGUCUUUGCGAUAUCUCCCCAAGCUGAUAUCAACACAUCUGAGUCUCAUUACGGCCAAACGCACACUUCUAUCAUGACUUCAUUAUCCUUAGAGACCAACAACGAUGGCAUCCGACACAUCCGCAAGGAAACCACUCUAUGGCCUGAAGUGAAGCAAUACCUGCUCUCUCGCGCCAAAUCAUCAAGAGACCCUAGCACCGUCAUCCCGCGCCCCAUGUGCGCCCUCUGUGAUGAAGCAGAGCUCGACAUCGCCGGAAUCCCGGCCACCGACAUCGACCUAGUCCGCUUCGAGGCCGCUCUCUUGCCCUGCGGACACAUGUUCUGCAUCCCUUGCCUCAAUGAAUACCAGGACAAUUUGCCGGACGCCAGCCCCUACGAUGCCGCCGUCUACAACCCCGUCUGCGGCCGCCGCCAGCUCGCGCGCGAGUACAAGUGCCCCGUGUGUCGUGCCGAUAUGCACCACAGGAAGUGCUGGUGCGAGGUGGGCGCUUGCGGCCUUCCUUCUUCUGACCUUCUCGAUGGUGGCGUCGUCGAGUCCGGAGGACAGUGGGCCCCCAGGUUGCUGCACCCUGGAGAGGUAACACAGAAUGAGAUCGAGGCAUUGGAGUGGGUUGAUCAUAACCCUGCCGUGAUGGAUAAGAACACUCGGCAGAAGCUUGUCAAGCUGGUGAACGCCGUGCCAACUACCCUUCCGGAGUGGAAGGCUGCUGUUGCCUCCAUGGACGUCGAUGAAGACGACGACGACGAUAACGGGUCAUCCGAAGACGAAGACGAAAAUGACGACGAAACUGACGACGAAGACGAAGAAGAUUGUAGCAGCAGCAGCGAUGACGACGCCGAAUAUCCCCACGAUAUCGAGAUGGUCGACCUUACCAACGAGGUCGAACUAGACUGCGGUAUUACGCAUCGGGAUAAAAUAUUCAAGAAACUCAGCAAUCGCCCCAUUGGCAUUCCCGAUGACGCUAAUUUGAACAACAAGACCUACCCCAUCGCUUUGUGGAAUCAGGUGGUUGACCCUGUGUGCUACAAAUGCCGUUGCGAUAUACUGCGCAGAUAUGACCGUGCAGAGUUGCCUUUGUUUGAGAUAAUGCCUGUUUCGUUGAGGCCCAGGUUACAAAGGAUUGAAGAGGAGGAGGAGGAGGAGGAGGAGACGUAUCCACGUGCGAGGUAA
This is a messenger RNA of Neurospora tetrasperma FGSC 2508, 1179 nucleotides long. RefSeq lists its product as uncharacterized. The record is from RefSeq and is a predicted model, not a curated record. The coding region runs from base 1 to 1179 and encodes 392 amino acids. The transcript is spliced from 3 exons. NCBI's taxonomy places the organism in Eukaryota, Fungi, Ascomycota, Sordariomycetes, Sordariales, Sordariaceae.